AUCCUUGCUCUGCUCGUCGCCUGGCAGGCAGCUUCGGCUCCACGUUACGCCCAAGCACAGGGCGCGCAAGGCUGGGCUGCCUGCUUUUCUUUUGGUGACAGGUGGGGACGUUCGGCGCCCAGCUUGAGGAGGGGGCCGUGGAACCCAGGUGGGGAGCGCUGGGCCCGGUUCCCUCCGCAAGGAGGGUCACUGAGGUUCUCUGCCAACGCAGCCUCCAGCGUCCCCACCCACGGCGGGGCGGGUCGGGGGAGGAGCUCGGCGCGUCCCCGCCCCGAGGCGGAGCGGGGGCCGGGCCUGAACAGACCCGGAGGGGUGGGCCGGGGACGCUAGGCGGAGCGGGGCCCCACACAGGCCGCGGCGGCUGGCUCGGGCCCCUACGGUCCCGGCGGCGGCUGGAGGAGGAAGCCAGGCGGCUGAAGAGAAGGGGAGGCGGAGGAGGCCGAGGUGGAGAGCCGCUCGUCGCAAACUCACUUCCCCGGCUCAGCAGGGAAAGGUUCCUAGGAGGCGAGUGUGGACGGUAUGCAAAGUUGUGAAUCCAGUGGUGACAGUGCGGAUGACCCUCUCAGUCGUGGCCUGCGGAGAAGGGGACAGCCUCGUGUGGUGGUGAUCGGCGCCGGCUUGGCUGGCCUGGCUGCUGCCAAAGCACUUCUGGAGCAGGGCUUUACGGAUGUCACUGUGCUUGAGGCUUCCAGCCGCAUUGGAGGCCGUGUACAGAGCGUGAAACUUGGACACGCCACCUUUGAGCUGGGAGCCACGUGGAUCCAUGGCUCCCACGGGAAUCCCAUCUAUCAUCUAGCAGAAGCCAAUGGCCUUCUGGAAGAGACAACUGAUGGGGAGCGCAGUGUGGGCCGCAUCAGCCUCUACUCCAAGAAUGGCGUGGCCUGCUACCUCACCAACCAUGGCUGCAGGAUCCCCAAGGAUGUGGUUGAGGAAUUCAGUGAUUUAUACAACGAGGUCUAUAACUUGACCCAAGAGUUCUUCCGGCAUGGUAAACCAGUCAAUGCUGAGAGUCAGAACAGCGUGGGGGUGUUCACCCGAGAGGAGGUGCGCAACCGCAUUAGGGACGACCCUGAUGAUCCAGAGGCCACCAAGCGCCUGAAGCUCGCCAUGAUCCAGCAGUACCUGAAGGUGGAGAGCUGUGAGAGUAGCUCGCACAGCAUGGACGAGGUGUCCCUGAGCGCCUUUGGGGAGUGGACUGAGAUUCCUGGUGCCCACCACAUCAUCCCCUCGGGCUUCAUGCGGGUUGUGGAGCUGCUGGCUGAGGGCAUCCCGGCCCACAUCAUCCAGCUGGGGAAACCCGUCCGUUGUGUUCACUGGGACCAGGCCUCGUCCCGCCCUCGGGGCCCUGAGAUUGAGCCCCGGGGUGAGGGUAACCAUAAUCAUGACACUGGGGAGGGCAGCCAGGGGGGAGAGGAGCCCCAGGGGGAGAGGCAGGAUGAGGAUGAGCAGUGGCCGGUGGUGGUGGAGUGCGAGGACUGUGAGGUGAUCCCAGCGGACCACGUGAUCGUGACCGUGUCGCUGGGCGUGCUCAAGAUGCAGCAUGCCAGCUUCUUCCGGCCAGGCCUGCCCGCUGAGAAGGUGGCUGCCAUCCACCGACUGGGCAUCGGCACCACCGACAAGAUCUUUCUAGAAUUCGAGGAGCCCUUCUGGGGCCCCGAGUGCAACAGCCUACAGUUUGUGUGGGAGGACGAGGCGGAGAGCCACACGCUCACUUACCCACCCGAGCUCUGGUACCGCAAGAUCUGUGGCUUCGAUGUCCUCUACCCGCCUGAGCGCUACGGUCACGUGCUGAGUGGCUGGAUCUGUGGGGAGGAGGCCCUUGUCAUGGAGAAAUGUGAUGACGAGGCUGUGGCCGAGAUCUGCACAGAGAUGCUGCGGCAGUUCACAGGGAACCCCAACAUUCCAAAGCCUCGGCGAAUUCUGCGCUCGGCCUGGGGCAGCAACCCCUACUUCCAGGGAUCCUAUUCAUAUACACAGGUGGGCUCGAGUGGGGCAGAUGUGGAGAAGCUGGCCAAGCCCCUGCCAUACACGGAGAGCUCCAAGGCAGCGCAAGGAAGCUCCUCAAAGCAGCUGCCUGGUCACCUUUUAUCUUCCAAGUGCCCAGAACAGUCCCUGGAACCUAAUAGAGGCUCCAUAAAGCCCAUGCAGGUGCUGUUCUCAGGUGAGGCCACCCACCGCAAGUACUAUUCCACCACCCAUGGUGCUCUGCUCUCUGGCCAGCGCGAGGCUGCCCGUCUCAUUGAGAUGUACCGAGACCUCUUCCAGCAGGGGACCUGAGGGCCUCCUUGCUGCCGAGCGUGUUCCUUAAAGAACCACUAACUUGUGACUGUCAGCCCUGCCCCUUGCUGUUGUGUACUCCUCAUUUCCUAAUCCUCUGGAGAAUGGAUUUGUAUCUUUUGUAGAGCUAGACAUCUAAAUGGCUUCAGACCUGGCCCUGUAGCUUUUCCUUUUCUCCUUGCUGGGUGGUGACCAGGGUGGGGUCUGUUGAUUUGCCUCUGUGCUCUGACCUCUGACCUCCCCAUGCCUCCCCUCAUCUCCGAACUUGUUAUUGUAAGUGCCUUCAAUACUCUGCAUUUUGGGAUAAUAAAAGAGGCUUGCCCUU
Physeter macrocephalus (sperm whale) is the source of this 2602-nucleotide messenger RNA. It is a transcript of the gene SMOX, whose product is annotated as spermine oxidase. NCBI's taxonomy places the organism in Eukaryota, Metazoa, Chordata, Mammalia, Artiodactyla, Physeteridae. Gene Ontology annotation, molecular function: polyamine oxidase activity. The record is from RefSeq and is a predicted model, not a curated record. The transcript has 8 exons. Bases 520 to 2277 code for a protein of 585 amino acids.